CAAAGAAAAGCCGCCCUGUGACCACGAAUCAGCAGAAAGGAAGCAAACCCUGAUUACGGCAAGCCAAGCCCUCAGAGGGGCGUGUCGGGGUGGACGCCCCCACCCCCUUUGAGUGCAAAAGGGCUGGACAGCGAAGUUCAAGUGCUGGCAGGAGAGACGCGCGGCAACCAAAGUCGCUCACUUUCAGAGACGGACUGAUCCCUUCUGCGCAAUCGGACCCCAGGAAAGCCGCCCCCCGCCCCCCCCCUUACUGGCCGAGGAGCGCCGGCACUUUGAAAGCGCCUGGGUGCCCAGACCCCGGGAGAAGUGAGGGGUGCGAAGGCGGAGCCACUGGCCUAACGACACCCCCGCAAGGUCCGGCCCUCGCCCGCGUUCCUACCACCUUAGGGAGUUGGCGCCGGGAGCGGAAUCACCCUCUCAAUGAAAGGCAGAUGUCCCUUUAAGGUUUGCUUCGCAGCUCGUGGACUUUAGCCUAAACAAGGACCCGCGAAGCUGGCUUUAUUUGUCCAUGUCUCAGACAGAGCCUGGGAGGCUGCCAGUGGGAUUUCAGAGCACGAAGGGGCGGGGGGGGGGGGGGGGCGAUGUGGCAAUUCUGCGAGGCGAGUAGCGUGAACUGAACUUAGAGGCACUGGUGGAAAACACAGGAAAUCGCCCCCUGCUCCCCGGACGCCGGGGCCGACCGGCCAGCGACUGAGACCCCCGGCGGCGAGCAACCCGGCUCCUGCGCGCGGUUCCGCCGAGUCCUCGCCUCCGAUCCCGCGCGUCCCCGGGGCGCUGCGCCCACUCCAGUCAUGGACCCCCGGCGCCGCGCCAGCCCAGGGGUCUCUGUCGCCUACUGCUGGCUCCUCUCCGGCUUCUGUGUGUCAUUCAAUGUUGAUGUGAAAAACUCAAUGACUUUCAGCGGCCCAGUGGAGGACAUGUUUGGAUAUACUGUUCAACAAUAUGAAAACGAAGAAGGAAAAUGGGUGCUUAUUGGGUCUCCUUUAGUUGGGCAACCCAAGAACAGAACUGGAGAUGUCUAUAAGUGUCCAGUUGGGCGAAGUGAAUCAUUACCUUGCAUAAAGUUGGAUCUCCCAGUUAAUACAUCAAUUCCCAACGUCACAGAAGUAAAGGAGAACAUGACAUUUGGAUCAACUUUAGUCACCAACCCAAAAGGAGGGUUUCUGGCAUGUGGGCCCUUGUAUGCCUAUCGAUGUGGACAUUUGCAUUACACAACUGGAAUCUGUUCUGAUGUCAGCCCCACAUUUCAAGUCGUGAACUCCAUUGCCCCUGUACAAGAAUGCAGCACUCAGCUAGACAUAGUCAUCGUGCUGGAUGGUUCUAACAGUAUUUACCCCUGGGAAAGUGUUACAGCUUUUUUAAAUGACCUUCUUAAAAGAAUGGAUAUUGGCCCUAAACAGACACAGGUUGGAAUUGUACAAUAUGGAGAAAAUGUAACUCAUGAGUUCAACCUCAAUAAGUACUCAUCAACAGAAGAGGUGCUUGUUGCAGCAAAAGGAAUAGUCCAGAGAGGCGGCCGGCAGACCAUGACAGCCCUUGGAAUAGACACAGCAAGGAAAGAGGCUUUCACUGAAGCCCGGGGUGCCCGAAGAGGGGUUAAAAAAGUCAUGGUAAUUGUGACGGAUGGAGAGUCCCAUGACAACCACCGGCUGAGUAAGGUCAUCCAGGACUGUGAGGAUGAAAGCAUUCAGCGGUUUUCCAUAGCUAUUCUUGGCAGCUAUAACCGAGGAAAUUUGAGCACUGAAAAAUUUGUGGAGGAAAUAAAAUCAAUAGCAAGUGAACCCACUGAAAAGCAUUUCUUCAAUGUCUCUGAUGAAUUGGCACUAGUCACUAUUGUUGAAGCUCUGGGAGAAAGAAUCUUUGCCCUGGAAGCUACAGUUGACCAAUCGGCAGCAUCCUUUGAGAUGGAAAUGUCUCAGACCGGCUUCAGUGCUCAUUAUUCACAGGACUGGGUCAUGCUUGGAGCAGUAGGAGCCUAUGAUUGGAAUGGAACAGUUGUCAUGCAGAAGGCUGAUCAAAGCGUAAUUCCCCAGAACACAACCUUUAAUGUUGAGUCCACAAAGAAGAAUGAACCUCUUGCUUCUUAUUUAGGUUACACAGUAAACUCUGCCACUAUUCCUGGAGAUGUGCUCUACAUUGCUGGACAGCCAAGGUACAAUCAUACAGGCCAGGUUAUCAUCUACAGGAUGGAGGGCAGAGACAUCAGGAUUCUCCAGACACUCAAUGGAGAACAGAUCGGUUCCUACUUUGGAAGUGUUUUAACGACAAUUGACAUUGAUAAAGAUUCUAAUACUGACAUUCUUCUAGUCGGGGCUCCCAUGUUCAUGGGAAGAGAGAAGGAAGAACAAGGAAAAGUGUAUGUCUACGCUCUGAAUCAGACAAGGUUUGAAUAUCAAAUGAGCCUGGAACCCAUUAAGCAGACUUGCUGUUCAUCCCUAAAGCACAACUCAUGCACAAAGGAAAACAAAAAUGAGCCAUGUGGGGCUCGUUUUGGAACAGCUAUUGCUGCUGUGAAAGAUCUCAACCUCGACGGAUUUAAUGACAUCGUGAUUGGAGCGCCCCUGGAAGAUGACCAUGGAGGAGCCGUGUACAUUUAUCACGGAAGUGGCAAGACUAUAAGGGAAGAGUACGCACAACGUAUUCCAUCAGGGGGAGAUGGCGAGACACUGAAAUUUUUUGGCCAGUCUAUUCACGGAGAAAUGGAUUUAAAUGGUGACGGUCUGACUGAUGUCACUAUUGGGGGCCUUGGUGGUGCUGCCCUCUUCUGGUCUCGAGAUGUGGCUGUUGUUAAAGUGACCAUGAAUUUUGAACCCAAUAAAGUGAAUAUUCAAAAGAAAAACUGCCGUGUGGAGGGAAAGGAAACAGUGUGUAUAAAUGCCACGGUGUGUUUCAAUGUGAAAUUGAAGUCCAAAGAAAACAUGGUUUAUGAAGCUGAUAUGCAGUACCGUGUCACAUUAGAUUCUCUAAGACAGAUAUCACGGAGUUUUUUCUCUGGAACUCAAGAGAGGAAGAUUCAAAGAAACAUCACAGUUCGAGAGUCAGAAUGCACUAAGCAUUCCUUCUACAUGUUGGACAAGCAUGACUUUCGGGACUCUGUGAGAAUAACUUUGGAUUUUAAUCUUACCGAUCCAGAAAAUGGGCCUGUUCUUGAUGAUUCUCUACCAAAUUCAGUACAUGAAUAUAUUCCCUUUGCCAAAGAUUGUGGAAACAAGGAAAAAUGUGUCUCAGACCUUGCCUUGGAUGUAUCCACCACAGAAAAGGGCCUGCUUAUUGUCAAGUCCCACAAUGAUAAGUUCAAUGUUAGCCUCACGGUCAAAAAUAAAAAGGACAGUGCCUAUAACACCAGAACCAUAGUGAAUUAUUCUCCAAAUCUAAUUUUUUCAGGAAUUGAGGCCAUCCAAAAAGACAGUUGUGAAUCCAAUCAUAAUAUCACAUGUAAAGUUGGCUAUCCUUUCCUAAGAAAAGGAGAAAUGGUAACAUUCAAAAUAUUAUUUCAGUUUAACACAUCUUAUCUCAUGGAAAAUGUGAUCAUUCAUUUAAGUGCAACAAGUGACAGUGAAGAGCCGCCUGAAACCCUUUUUGAUAAUGAAGUGAACAUUUCUAUCCCUGUAAAGUAUGAAGUUGGACUACAGUUUUCCAGCUCUGCAAGUGAAUACCAUAUUUCAAUUGCGGCCAAUGAGACUGUCCCUGAAGUUAUUAAUUCUACUGAGGACCUUGGAAAUGAAAUUGAUAUCUUCUACUUGAUUAGAAAAAGUGGGCAUUUUCCAAUGCCAGAACUUAAACUGUCAAUUUCAUUUCCCAAUGUGACAUCGGAUGGUUUUCCUGUACUGUACCCAAGUGGAUGGUCGUCUUCCGAGAAUGUCAACUGCAUACCCAGUAACCUUCAGGAUCCUUUUGGUAUCCACACUGGGAAGAAAAUAAUGAUAUCCAAAUCCGAAGAUAUCAAACGAGGCACCAUUCUGGAUUGCAGUGCAUGUAAAUUUGCCACCAUCACAUGUAAUCUGAUUCCGUCUGACACGAGCCAAGUGAAUGUUUCACUUAUCUUAUGGAAACCAACUUUUAUAAAAGCACAUUUUUCCAGCUUAAAUCUUACUGUAAGGGCAGAACUUCAGAGUGAAAAUACAUCACUAGUUUUAAGUGCUGGCAAUCAAAAAAGAGAGCUUGCUAUCCAAAUAUCCAAAGAUGGGCCACCAGGCAGAGUGCCACUGUGGGUUAUCCUGUUGAGUGCUUUUGCUGGAUUAUUGCUAUUAAUGUUGCUCAUAUUAGCGCUGUGGAAGAUCGGAUUCUUCAAAAGACCACUAAAGAAGAAAAUGGAGAAGUGAAAUAUUUGGAAGAGAAGAAGUAAUUAUUCAAUAAUCUAUCCUCAGGUUUGCCUCAAAUAUGUGACAAGAAAUUAAUAAAUACAAUCAAAGACAUAGUCACAUAACUUUAUGUAAUCCAUCAGGGAUUAGUCACUUAGAAAAUAACAGAUCAAGCAAGAUCCAAAAACAGUACCGUAAAGAUAUAUUUUAUAAAAUGUUGAAAAAUAUUUUAAAAUAAUUACUCAUUUUUGUUGAGUAAGCAAAAUUACAAAGUGUUUUGAAGCUGAAAAAUAACCUGUACAAAUAUGUUUAUAUAUUAAAUCACCAAAGUAUUUAAGGAAUACAGAAAAAGAUUUUUAUGAUCAUUGAAGCAUUUACUUUCAAAAUAAUAUAAAUUAAGCUUUUUCCAUUGAUUCCUGAUGGAUAUCCACAUUCAGCAUGAUAGUCAACAUCUGUGAAUGCAAAGAAAGGAAUUUUACCUGAAAAAGAUCACUUCCCCUCAUUUAAAUGAGAAAAAUUUUCCUAUAUACAGUAUGGACUGAAAAUAGAAUCAAAUCACAGAGAAUACAGUCAGCAUCUUUGUGUUGGGUUCUGUGCUUGGAAAAUUUUCUUUCCAAAGUGUUUGUAAACUAGUACAAUUGAGCUGAAAUUUUAUCUAGGAGAGAAAAAUCAAGAAAGACUCGUUGAAAAGCAAGUGCACUGAAUGGAUUAAUUUAAGCUUUUAUAGAACACACUUAAUUUUGAUAUUGAACUCUGAAACUCAAAACUCUUUUAUACUAAAAAUAACAGCAGUUUUAUGUGACAUGGCACUGAUUUGUGAUAAAAAAUCAUGUGUGCAGUAUAUGCAAAAAUGAUUUCUGAUAAUGUUGAUGGAUGCUGCAGAAAUGCUGGUCAUCUUUGCUGGGCAGCUUUUAAACAUGAAGGGUCCCAGGAUGUAACCCAGAGUAAGAGUUGAUUCAACUCUUUGGUACAUGGUUCAUUCAAACCCUCAAGCUGUGAGAGUAUGUUUAUUUUUCAUCUUUGUAAAGGUAUUUAAUUUUCCAAACACAAUUCUUUCUAUGAAAAGGCAGUAUUUCAUUUCAGUAUUGCAUUUUACCAACAAGCCACUGCUUUUUAAAUGUGGCAUAUCAAUAUUUAAAUAUAUCUCCAGAAAUGCAUUUUAAAGAAUUUCAAGUUUGAAACCUCAUACCAACAGAAAGACAUCACACUUUUGUAAGAGCUUCUUUGUUCUUGAAGUAAUCAUUAUGGUGCAUCGGACUCUACUGUAGCAUAAGUUCCUAGGUUGCUCCAUUUCUUGGAAAAAAAAACAACAAUGAAUGAAUGUAUAUGUAAACUACUGCUGUAAAAUUUGCUGCUACUUAUGCAGCAACUCCAUCUCUCUACCUGAUUGACUGUCACAAGAUCAGAAUCCAUCCUCAUCUAGAAAAUCCUGGGCUCUACUUUUCUCAAAAAGCAGCAAAUCAAUGGAAAAUAAUCAAAUGCCAUGGAUUUCUUUUUAAAAAACUAAUUUCCAGGGAAUUUUCUGUGAACUCAGAGGCAGCCUACCUCAUGGCUCUCUACAUCUGCACCUAAUAUCCUGAUGGUCAAAGACAGGCACCUGGGGAGUGCUGAGGACAUCAGUGGCUAAAAGAAAGGCUGUCUUUCCAGAGAUUUCGCAGCCUCUUGCUGGCCUGUCAUUUGUUCAGAUAUGUCCCAUUUUAGAAUUUUCUUCAUUCCCACCAUCUGUCUCCAGGUUCCAAAAUCAUUCUUUCCACCUGUCCUUUGCUCAACCAAGCAUCUCUCAUAUUCGGAGUCAUCACGGUGCACAGCCCGCUUAGCAGCUCUGCUCCAAGCUCAGCACAUUCUUAGAAAUAAAUCUGAUAGAUAAAAAAUUUUUUUAAUUCACACUUGUUCUCUGACUCCUAGAUAAAGCAUUCACUGAAUCAGGAGUAUGCAGAUUUCAACUAAAUAUAUUGUUAACCCAAAGGGGAAAAAUAGAAAAGAUGACAUUUUGAACAUAUUAGAAAAGAGGGGAAGAGGUAUUUGGCCAGAUCAAAUAGCUACUUAUAAGCUCUACACAGUUUUCAACAGAAGUCAUUCAUGGUUUUUAAGUAGACUCUUAAAUGAACCAGAUAUCCUGUUUCCCUAAUAUUGUAAUCUUUUGAGGUUUAUGUGUGUAUGUGUCUAUGCAUCUGUGCACGUAAGUGUUAUAAACACACAUGCACGCACGCACACACACGCAUGCAUGCAUACCCAGACACAAAUUGAAGAAAAAAUACCUCAACACCAAGUGACAGUUUACAAGAAAUAAACACACAAAAGCUACACCACAGGAGAAGUUUGAUUCAUCCACUUUGCAUAUUCUUUUCACUUUCUUUAAUAUUUAACUUUAGCAUAUAGUUAUGUAAUAUCUAGAUAUCAUAAAUGUAGAAGCUUUGGCUAAAAUAAUGUCAACAGUUGUCCCAAAUUAACUUUGUACAGAUGUUCUAAAAUAUAGUCAAUGAUUAGGAAAUAUAUAAAAUGCUAUUAUUUUAAAACAGUUAAUAAGAAAAGUGAUACAAUUAUGAACUUUUAUUGGUUAUAUUAAAUUGCAAAAAAACUUCCUUUUUUAACUUUGGUAUUUUUAAAAAUUAAUUGUUGCUUUUGCUAUAGACUGAACUAUGUAAGAAGUCCCUUUCCAUACCAAACCUAUAAUGGUAUUCUGGUAAAUUAUUUAACAGCUGACUUUCCAGGAGGAAAAAAAAAUCCCUGAUUUGUGACAUUAGCCAAAACAAUCUAAAUUGUUUUGUCAUGGCCAUUUUCAAGCUACUAACAUAACCCUAACCAGCUUGUAGAAUUCCUGAAAAUAUAUAUGUCAGCUCUCCUGUAUCAGUAUAAGCUGGCUUCAGCACACCAUUGAGAUAGACUGUGCGUGUGCUAAGUCACUUAGUCAUGUCCGACUCUUUGCAACCCCAUGGACUGUAGCCCGCCAGGCUCCUCUGUCCAUGGGCUUCUCCAGGCAAGAAUACUGGAGUGGGUUGCCACUUCCUUCUCCGGGGGAUCUUCCCGACCCAGAUUAGAUGACAAUGAUAUAAAUAGAUGAUAGAUGGAUAUGAUAGAUAAAUAAAAAUAUAGCAUGUAUAUAUAUACAUAUACAAACAUGCACAAUACAAUCAGAUUUCAGAUUAUUCUUAAAAUGCUACCCUCAAGCCCAGUAGACAAAGUGCUACACAGUUUCCUGUUUUUCCAUCUUAAUUUCUAACACUGUAAUCUUCCUUUAACAUUAAUAAAAUGAUACAAACUUGCUGGAAAAGGAAGGAGUUGAAAGCAAAAAUAUAUAUAAUUUUGAAGAAAUUUAAUGAAAAUCAGACCUACACAGCUGCAAAGACGCUGUUUCACUUUCUCUAGGAAUCCAGAGCCCGGGAGCCAUACCGUGAAAAGUCAUUCUCUGUAAAUAUUUGUAAUUUCUAUGAUUCAGUUUGAACUUCAGUGAUCCAGUUUAUUCAGUUAUUUUCUCCAAGCCCUAGAUUCUCGGGCAAUUUAAUCUUUGAAUAUUUUCUAUGUCAUAACUGGGUUUGAAAUGAGGUUUGUGGGAGGACAUACUUUUAUAAAAUUUGAUGUUUAUUCAACUAUAGUAAUUUAUAAUUUUACCUUUUAUAAAACCAAUACCUAGGCUUAAUUGGGAAACAAAUAUUUGCUCAAAGCAAGAGGCGGUUGCAGAAUGCUUGAGUUAAGUUGGGUGGGAGGAGAGGCUGAGAGGAGAGCUGGUGCGUUCUCUGCAGGCGGCCCCGGAAGGAUCACAGUUUACAGCGCGUGCCCGCCGGCGCUUUCCUACCAGAUGUCCUCUUGGUCAAACAUGUAAUCUGCUCCUUGUGAAUGAGCUGUCUUUUCUUCACACAACACUGAGAAAACUAGGGAAGACUCAGGCUCAGAGCAUGGUUCCUGUGUCCAGGACAGCCACAGUAUUGUUCAAAUAGAGAGGCUUCCAGGCAAAUCAGUCUUUUAGAACUAGUAUCCUACAUAUCCUUCAUUGAUUUUCAACACUUCUGCUGAAGUCUCCCUUUAUUAGUCUUCUCCCCAAGGGACACUUUUGAGAAGACUCCUAGAGAAAAAUCUGUUUAAAAUGUGUGCUCUGUUUGCUGUGAAUACCAGCUGCUUUGACUUGAUCACUUACACAGGAUGUCAGUUCUACCUUCUUCUGUAGCAAUCUAAAUGGUUGGUACAGUAAAUGGAAUAGGAGCAAGAUGAAAGGCACUUCAGAGAUGGAGCAUCUUUAAAGCAUUUACAAACCAUUAUUGGGACACUAUCAGCAGUGUGGGGCUGGCAGGAUUUAGCCCUUUGGUGGGUCACUAUCAGCACCCCCUAAUCCCCAUCCUCAUCCAUGGAAAUUACAAUAUAAUCUAAAAUCAAAAAGAGGAGCUUUAAAAUCCUCAAAAUGAUGCUACUACUUUUAAAUUAAAAUAUACAAGUUAACUGUAAACAGCAGGCAUUUUAAUGCAAAUACAACUGUAAGGUGAAUCCCCUGGGCAACAGGAUUCUAACCAGCUUGCUGUCCCUGAUCACUUCCUACCCAGAAAUUCUGAAACCACCACUGGAAAUGAACCCUGCAGUGCAUUACAGAAGGCUGAAGCCUACCAUUUCUGAAUGGAAGCACUGUUGUGCAACAUCUUAAGUACAACAGUAAAAAGAGAGUUAAAAUCCAACAUUGUAAUCUGGUGAAAGAGUCAGUAUUUUUGAUCCUCGUAUUAAAGUUCAACCUUGAGUUUAGCAAUUCCAAGCAACAGCCUUUGACCAUCAACCUUGAGGGAAAGUAAAGGAGUGUGUGGAGGCUCUUCAGUCUCCAGCCCAUUGUCCCCACAACAUGUGGUGCCCGGGACAUCCAGUUCUUAAACCUGAACUCCCAAAUCCACUAUAUCCCAGGAUCAGCCCUCCCACAACAAAUAUACACAUAAGGACAUGCUGAAGUUUUACCAUUCCAAGAAAUAUAUCAAUACAAGGAUGAGUUAUCACUUCUAAUGUUGGGCUCUUUGCUUUGAGAUCAGCUUUUUCUUUCCUUUCAAAAUACAUUAAAGCAUUUCUUCCAUAGCUAAUAAGUUCAGAACAUUACACAGGACUUCCUUGCAUUUUCCCUCCAUCAUAGGGUAGAGAAUUUCAAUGUCAUGAUGACUGGGCAGUAGGACAGGGGCCAUUUGCAGGAUCUCUCUGCUUUCUGCCCUCCAGGAGGCUUCUUCUCAACUGUACCAUGGGGAUGUUUGGUUUUAAUCUGGGUCUUCUUGGAAAGGCCAUUUGAAGCCUGGUGCCCCUUGCAAGGCCUUGAGGAUUGGAUGUUCCUUAUUGGUGAGUUGAGUCUUGGAAAUCCUCUAAUUAUCUGACACACCAUGGAAAUCAUGGCAAUACUGGGCGGAUACCAGGAACACUGAUAACUAUGAUUGUGUUUGAUGUUACCAUGUUUCAAAUCACAUCUUGAUGAAAAAAGAGUAAGUCUGGAAUUUCAGGAGCUUUUGUGCAAGAGACUGAGACUCAGCAUUUAAUCUUUUAUUUCAGUUUGAUCUGUGCAAAGAGACUGGGAACCAAACUUUUAAAAGAAAUAUUCUAAAUGAUAGGAUGAAAGCCAGAAUUCAACAGUCACAUACUGACAGUCCCUGUCCCCAACUCUGUUUUCGAGAGAUGGAAAGAGGAUUGGAUGGGGAAGAGUGAGUGGUAUAAUUGUUUCUUUCUGCUACAGAGUAGUCAAGCAGUAAGGGGUCACCACACAGCACACUAAUGGUGGCUUUCUGAGAGAUCUUAGCAUCACUGGUCCAACGAUAGGUGACAGUCUUCCUGCCAUGUCCCUGAGACAUCUUGCAUUUUGAGAGACAGAAAAAAAAAAAUGUGGGGGAGGGGCUAAAGCUAUUUAUCUUUUAUGUACACACCAUUACUCCUCAAAAUACUGCAAGCAUUUUUAGCCCACAUCAUACCUGGCCACAAUACUAACACAUGUACUUCACACAAGUAAAUUGUUGAUUAAAUAAAAGUAAAAGUGUAUUCUUACCUGUCUGUUAACUAGGGUUAAUUUCCUGAAGUGUAACACACUUUGGCUCAAGUAAAAACAUCAUUUGAAGCAGCAACAGCUCAGAUCUUCUUCAUUCUAGAACCAUUUCACACAGUACAUCCCAAUACUUGGUGUUUAAUUGAGAGACACUCCUGCCUUUAUUCAAGAUGUAACAGCCACCCUCUGUGUUCCUUAUGAGGGAACACUGGCCUGAAGCGAGAAUGGUGUACUGUGUGUUACUAGCGUCAGGUUGUAAAAUUGUUGACAGACAGUGUAAAAAAAUGUGUCCAUUUUAUUAAAAAGAAAAACAUUGUAUAUAAUAACUAUUGCCCUGAAACAUGUAUCAUACUCACUCUAAUAAACUUUUCUGCAUGGUCUAACAUGAAGUAUAUUCACUGCUUGUCUAUUUGCCUCAUAAUAAACUCAUUAAAAUGAACAGCUUAAGGGUGCGUGCAAAUGACUUUUACUGGACCAACUUGUUAGAAGAAAAUAUUUUGAUUGCAUUCAAGAACAAAGAAGCACUAACUCUUGAUUCUAGUCAUUUAUUAAGUGCCUGAUUUCAAUACAUGUUAAAAAAGAAAUUGGUUAUCAGGUAACAAUGAUUUAAGAUGACAUGAUUAGAAACAGCUGAGAAACCAAAAAUCUAUUGUGAAUGUCCUAUGUGUGGUGCAUCCUGUACACUGAUUUGAGGUCAGAAGUUUGGUAUUUUUGUAUAAUUCUAUCUUAUCUUGUGCAUCAGCUGUGUAUUUUACGUCAAGGUAAAUGAGCAUCCUGUCUUAUAUGUUAAUAAAAAAAAAAAAUGACUCUUUCAAAGAAGAAUGUGACUGCUGUGAUUUUAAGUACAUGAAUUUUGUCCAAGAUUAGUAUUUCUUUCAAAGCACCAUUUUUUUUUUUUUUAAGCUCCUUGGUAGGUUUCCACUUUAAUGCUUCUAAGCGGAAAAAACAAAAAGCAAAUGCAGUCUGUCUGCGGUGCUUCCUUUAUACAAUAUAGCAAGGAGAUUAGUCUUUUGCAAACUUGAGACAAAAACCUCAGAAUCCAUUAUUACUACCUAUCUUCUCCUAAUGAGAUGUUUUAAUAAUAAAUUAUCGGCUGUAUAAUAAUAGAUUGGACCACAUAGUAUAAAACAAACAAAAAAACUAAGUGAAAAAAGUUAUUUUCUCUAUUCAGCCUAUAGUUUAAAGAAAUAAUUUCAUAUAUAAGGGCUAGAAGUAAAUGCUGGAAGAAGUUUAAUAACAUGUGUUCAUCUUACAAAAGAUUUUAUCCUCAAACUAUGCAGUAGAGUGAAUGAAGGAGAUAUUUUAAUGGAAGAAAAAGACUGACUUAUGAAGAGGUUAUCUGUAAGGUCCUGGACCAAAUUUGUGUCAGUACAUGAUUCCAAUGCACUAUCUUUUCCUCUCUGACUAUGAGUACAAUAAUUCUUUUCCCACUUCACCCUUCACCCAGGAGGAAAAGGCAGUGGAGGUAGUAGAGAGAAUCUGGCUAUAUUCUCUGUAAAAUAAGUGGCAGGCACAGAAACAUUAUUAUUUUUAAGUGUAGAGCAUAGACACAACAUUUGCUUUUCUUAUCCUUUGUGGUGUCCGAUAAUAAAAUUAAUGUGAUAAUCAUAAGCAGAUUUUAGUAACAAUGUUCACCAAAUAGAAGUGAUCAUUAAAGGGACUGCAGAUAAUUUGUUUUCUUCUUUAGAAUAGCUAUUUGAAUUGUUUUUUAAAAGUGAGUGACAAUUUUUAGAUUAGGAAAAAAUCUUUUAAGGUAAAAGGAAACAUAUUCACAUUGUAAAACAAUUUGAAAUUCAGAAAAAAUAAUUUUAAAACAAUCAUUUCACCAGCACCAGAAAUUACUAACAUUAAGUUGUCUUGUUUCUGAGCAUACAUAUUUAUUUUUUCCAUAUUUCUAUUUUGACAUACUUCAAAUCACAAAGAAAUGGUAUGCUGUGGGUGUUUUAAUUUUUAAAAUUUUUCUUUCAUAGUAAAAGGAUGAUAGCCAUCAAAUUCCUUCCCUCAUCCUGGAAUUGGCAACAGGAAGGAAAAUUACCCCCAUAUUCUCUCAAGUUAAUAACCAUUAUACACAUAUACACAUGCCAUACUAGUCCGUGUCAAAUAAUUAUUUCUUUAACUACUUCUUGAAGCAGCAGUGGUACAGGGCAAAGAGCAAGGAGUAAACAGGGAAAGAUGGGAAAGGUACUCUCACUAAAAAUAAUAGCAACUGUGGCCUCAUUUAUCACACAAAACAAAUUUGUUUAGUCACUCAGUCAUGUCUGACUCAUUGUGACCCCAUGGGCUGCAGCAUGCUAGGCUUCCCUGUCCUUCACUGUCUCACAGUUUGCUCAAACUCAUGUCCAUGGAGUCAAUGAUGCCAUCUAACCAUCUCUGUUAGAUGCCAUCUAAUCUCAUCCUCUGCCAUCCCCUUCUCCUCCUGCCUCUUCAAUCUUUCCCAGCAUGAGAGUCUUUUCCAAUGAGUCAGCUCUUCACGUCAGGUGGCCAAAGUAUUGAAGUUUCAAUUUCAGAAAAUGAAUGGUAAUAUGACAAAUGUAACUCUGACCAUAUCAGUAAUAAUGUUAAAGGUAAAUGGUCUGAACAGUCAAAUCAAAAGUCAGAGAUUGCCAAACUGAUAAAAUAAUAAGGUCCAUCUAUAUGUCCUCUAAAAGAGAUUCAAAGGCACAAAUAAAUUGAACAGAAAAUUAUGGGGGAAAGAUACCAUGCAAAGAAUAACCAUAAAAGAGCUGGAGGCGACUAUAUUAAUAUCAAACAAAAUGAACUUAAAGAUGAGUGCAAUUCCAUAUUACUCAGCAAUAAAAAGGAAUGAAAUUGGGUCAUUUGCAGAGAUAUGGAUGGACCUAGAGUGUCAUACAGAAUGAAGUAAGUCAGAAAAAGGAAAUAUCAUAUAUUAACACACAUAUGUGGGAUGUAGAAAAAUGGUGUAGAUGAUUUCAUUUGCAAAACAGAGAUAGUGACACAGACAUAGAGAUCAAACAAAUGGAUACUGAGGGGGAGAAGUGGGGGGUGAAUUGGAAGGUUGGGGUUGAAAUAUAUGUACUAGUAAUACUAAAAUCACUGCAGAUGGUGAUUGCAGCCAUGAAAUUAAAAGACGCUUACUUCUUGGGAGGAAAGUUAUGACCAACCUAGAGAGCAUACUAAAAAGCAGAGACAUCACUUUGCCAACAAAGGUCCGUCUAGUCAAGGCUAUGGUUUUUCCAGUGGUCAUGUAUGGAUGUGAGAGUUGGACUGUGAAGAAAGCUGAGUGCCAAAAAAUUGAUGCUUUUGAACUGUGGUGUUGGAGAAGACUCUUGAGAGUCCCUUGGACUGCAAGGAGAUCCAACCAGUCCAUCCUAAAGGAGAUCAGUCCUGGGUGUUCGUUGGAAGGACUGAUGCUGAAGCUGAAACUCCAAUACUUUGGCCACCUCAUGCGAAGAGUUGACUCAUUGGAAAAGAUCCUGAUGCUGGGAGGGAUUGAGGGCAGAAGGAGAAGGGGAUGACAGAGGAUGAAAUGGCUCGAUGGUAUCACCGACUCAAUGGACAUGAGUUUGGGUAAACUCCGGGAGUUGGUGAUGGACAGGGAGGCCUAGCGUGCUGCUAUUCAUGGGGUCGCAAACAGUUAGACAUGACUGAGUGACUGAACUGAACUGAACUGAACUGAAUACUCUGUAUAAAAUAUAUAGCUAAUGAGAACCUAUUGUAUAGCACAGGGAACUCUACUGAAUGCUCUGUGAUUACCUAAAUGGGAAGGAAAUCCAAAAAGAGGAGAUAUACGUAUACAUAUAGCUGAUUCAUUUUACUGUACAGUGGAAACUAACACAACAUUGUAAAGCAACUACAUUCCAAUAAAAAUUAAUUUUUAUAAAAUGAA
Dama dama (fallow deer) is the source of this 14134-nucleotide messenger RNA. It is a transcript of the gene ITGA1, whose product is annotated as integrin subunit alpha 1. Bases 792 to 4322 code for a protein of 1176 amino acids. The record is from RefSeq and is a predicted model, not a curated record. Lineage: Eukaryota; Metazoa; Chordata; Mammalia; Artiodactyla; Cervidae. Gene Ontology annotation, biological process: cell adhesion mediated by integrin; integrin-mediated signaling pathway; cell-matrix adhesion. Gene Ontology annotation, cellular component: external side of plasma membrane; integrin complex. The transcript has 29 exons. Gene Ontology annotation, molecular function: integrin binding.